AUGAAUAUCACAGAAACACUUAUAUUGCAUUAUAAUAAUAUUUUUGUUAAGAGUAUUAUUACACGAUAUGCUUCGAACGGCAUAAACAAAUUUUCAUCCCCAGUACUUACAAGUGCAAUAAAAAUGGAUAUAGAAAAACAUUGGAAAGAUAAAAUUAAUAUUUACUCAUAUAAUGAUGCAGAUAAGACAAAAAAAAGAUUUUAUAUAUUACCAAUGUUUCCAUAUCCUUCUGGAUCACUUCAUAUGGGUCAUGUAAGAGUUUACACAAUAAGUGAUACUAUUGCUCAUUUUUAUCGAAUGAAAGGAUAUAAUGUCCUUCAUCCAAUAGGUUGGGAUGCAUUCGGUUUACCUGCUGAAAAUGCUGCAAUUGAAAAACAAAUUGAACCAUCUAAAUGGACAUACAAUAAUAUUAAACAUAUGAAAAAUCAAUUAAAGUUAUUGAAUUAUUCUUUUGAUUGGGAUAGAGAAUUUUGUACAUCUGAUCCUGAAUAUUAUAAAUGGACACAAGAAUUAUUUUUAAAACUUUUUGACAGUGGUUUAAUUUAUAAGAAAGAAUCAUUUGUUAAUUGGGAUCCUAUUGAUGAAACUGUAUUAGCAGAAGAACAAAUUAGUAUAGAUAAUUGCUCUUGGAGAUCUGGUGCUAAAGUACAAAAAAAAUUGUUAAAUCAAUGGUUUAUUAGAAGUACAGCACUUGCUAAGUCAGUGUUUGAAGGUUUAAAUGAUUCAAUACUAGAAGGAUGGAAAGAUGUUAAGAAAAUACAACAAAAUUGGAUAGGUGAAUGUAAUGGUUUUAGUUUUGAAUUCCAGUUGAUAGGAAAUAUUCCAAAUUAUCCAAAAACAAUAAAUAUUUGGACUAAGUAUCCAGAAUUUAUUGAAUAUGCAAAAUUUAUUGCAAUAUCUCCAUCAAGCUUAUUAAGUAAAUUAGAAUAUUGUAAAGAUGUGGCAUAUGGAAUAAAAAUUAUAGAUGCAAAAGUAGUAAACCCAUUUAAUGGAGAGGAACUGCCAAUAUUUGUAACAGAUGAAAUUACAUUUGAAAAUUCUAGAGAUACUUAUAUUGGUAUACCUUCUGCUUCAAAGGAAGAUUACAAAUUUUCAGAAAUAGUUGGGAUUGAAUUCAUACGUCAUACAAUAAGUAAUUAUGAAGAACAACAAUGCAAAAGAUUAGAAAUAUUAUCAAAAGCAAGAAAAUGGAAAAUUGGUGGAUAUCCUGUUAGUUCAAGACUACAGGAUUGGUUAAUAUCUAGACAAAGGUAUUGGGGAACACCAAUUCCAAUUAUUUAUUGUUCAAACUGUGGUGUUCAACCAGUGCCACAUGAUCACCUACCUGUAGUUUUACCAGAUAUAUCAUCUUCAAGUGAAAAAAAAUAUAAAUUAAGUGAAAAUAAGAAUUGGUUAAAUACUUCUUGUCCAAAAUGUGGUGCUUCAGCAGUUAGAGAAUCAGAUACAAUGGACACAUUUGUAGAUAGUUCAUGGUAUUUUUUGAGAUUUAUUGAUCCAAAAAAUAUGAAAGAAAUGUUUGCUGUUGAUAAAACAAAAGAGAUAUUUCCUGUUGAUUUGUAUAUAGGUGGAAAAGAACAUGCUGUACUACAUUUAUAUUAUGCCAGACUUAUAAGUCAUUUUUUACAUUCAGAAGGACUUUUAUUUAGUAAAGAACCAUUUAAACAAUUACUUGUGCAAGGUAUGGUCCUUGGAGAAACAUAUCGAACAAAAAAUACAGAUAAAUAUUUAAAAGUAAAUCAAGUGGAAAAAGAUAUGGGGCAGUAUAUAGAAAAGAGUACUAAACAACCAGUUGUUGUUUCAUGGGAAAAAAUGUCUAAGUCAAAAUAUAAUGGUAUUGACCCUUAUGAAUUCAUAGAUAAAUAUGGAAUUGAUACAACUAGAUUACUUAUAUUAGCUAAUCAAUCACCACAAUCAGAUAAACUCUGUAACCAUGAUAAUAUACCAGGAAUACAAAAUUGGGAAAAUCGUAUAUGGAAAACGGUGAGAAGUUUUAUAGAAUAUCGUAAUAACGUAACUUCAGAAGAAUUUCAAGCACAACCUAGUCAUCCAGAUUUUGCAAAACAUGAUGCAUAUUUGUUUGACAGUCGAAAUUAUUUUCUAAAAAGUGUAAAUAAUUAUUUACUGGAAGAUCAACAAUUAAGUAUGGCAAUAUCAAGAUUGCAAGGACUUACAAACAGUCUACGUAAAGUAUCUAUCCAAUGUAUGAAAAAAAGUCGUGAAUAUGAACGUGCAUUAGCAGUUCAAAUUAUAAUGAUUGCACCAUUUGCACCGCAUUUUGCUUCGGAAUUAUGGUCUGCAUUUUCUGCAGCAAAAUAUCACCUUAUAAGUGAAGAUGAAGUAAAAUUAGACAAAGAUGUUAUGGAGCAAAGAUGGCCAGAAAUAGAUACAAAUUAUAAAAUGUCAUUAAAAGUCAAGAUAAAUGGUACAUCGUACGGAACUAUUAAAAUACCCAAGUGUGAAUUAGAUAAAUUAUCAUAUGAGGCAGCUUUUGAUUUGAUAUACAAUUUGCCAUCUGUCCAGAAACAUUUAGCAAAUCACAAGGUUGUUAAAUCUACACUUGUUUCAAGGGAAGGCUGUGAUACAAAGAUAAUAAUAAAUUCAAUAAAAGAAGAUACAAAAGCUAUAGUAACAUAA
Molecule: messenger RNA, 2634 nt
Organism: Eufriesea mexicana
Lineage: Eukaryota; Metazoa; Arthropoda; Insecta; Hymenoptera; Apidae
Gene: LeuRS-m
Product: Leucyl-tRNA synthetase, mitochondrial
Exons: 8
Coding region: 1-2634 (877 amino acids)
Biological process (GO): leucyl-tRNA aminoacylation; mitochondrial translation
Cellular component (GO): mitochondrion
Molecular function (GO): aminoacyl-tRNA deacylase activity; ATP binding; leucine-tRNA ligase activity
Source: RefSeq, a predicted model, not a curated record